Patiria miniata (bat star) is the source of this 5139-nucleotide messenger RNA. RefSeq lists its product as uncharacterized. The record is from RefSeq and is a predicted model, not a curated record. Lineage: Eukaryota; Metazoa; Echinodermata; Asteroidea; Valvatida; Asterinidae. Bases 473 to 2212 code for a protein of 579 amino acids. Gene Ontology annotation, biological process: nucleoside triphosphate catabolic process. Gene Ontology annotation, molecular function: nucleoside triphosphate diphosphatase activity. The transcript has 9 exons.
GGUAUAGCUGAACCCCGUCAGGGUACAAACCUAGAUCCGAGCCGCCCCUGCAAUGAACAUCCACAUAGGUCUCUGACGUAUCAUAUUUUCCAUUGAUUGAUUAAACCGACCUACAUAAUAUUUAAUGCGGUGACGCGUGCACAGCAAUUCCUACCAGCAAUCUCCCACAAUGCUAUGCAGAUGUCUUUUGAAAUGCACGCGCGCCAGCAGCGCAGCCGACCAUCUGUCACAACCGUAUACCCAGGGUUUAAGUACCGACGAAACCUCGGAAUCACCGCGCAUUCUGUGAAAAUUAAACCACGGAGCACACGGCUCUAAAAUUCUCGGGGAAUUCAGCAAAAUCGUUUAAAUACGGCGCAUUAUUUUACUCGGGUUAAUUUUUUUUUAAAAGUAAUUGUACACGAAGCAUUAACACCUUUCCACGAGCUUUAGGGCGUUUGCUUAGUUAAAGCUUAAGAUUUUGCCACCUCCGAUGAGUAACUAUUCAGAGGACCAAUCCACACGGGGGGAAAAUAGAGCUAUCUGUACAACAAGGCGAGAUCGAUCCGAUGGACUUCACUUUCGAAGACAAUCCGACCAACUCGAGUCCUCCCCUCCCGGUGAGCUGCACUCCUCCAAAUUGAUCGUCAGGCAUCCUGUUCUUUUCCACGGUAGCUCACUGAAUGGUCUCUGCAACACGGACCACUACCGACAAACCGAGCGGGUCCGCAUUUUCCAGACAGCAGUGUCGGCGUUUUUCCGUGAAGCCAUGUCGGAUGGCGAGCGGGGAGAUAAUUACGGGGCAGGCAGACACAGGGGGCUGCCACCGCCGCUGACAACCCAGGCGUACCAUCCCAUCACCGUGCCAGUGCUACCUCCAGCACCGGCACCGGCACCGGCACCGCCACCCCCGCCAAGCCGGCACUACUGCUGCAGCCCCGGCUCUCGCUUGGUCAUCUUCUGCGGACUCCGGAAGAGCCUGCGAGAGAUCCUGAGCUCCAAGCACACCUCGUCCAUGUACAGCCUGGUACCUAUGAUGUACUCCCAGGCCGACCUGUUCUACAGUCCGAGAUCCAAGCGGAACGACAGCGAGGGAGACAUGGGGCAAUCGGCUACAACGCUCGGCGGCGGUGUGUCCUCCGCCUGGAAGGGGCUCAAGAUUGCUGUGACGCCUAACCCCAAAGCGCAUCUGCAUUUCAACUCCGCAGUAAGACAGGCGGUAGAGAAGUACUCUGAUGUUCUCUCCAGUAUGAAAUGCCAUCACAUGGAUGACAUCAUUAAAGAGGUCAUGCGCCUCUGCCCGUUGCUGAGGAACGAAGUGACGGUGAAAAACAAAGUGCGACGAGCCGUCAAGUCUUACAUCUGCAAUGCUGUCACGCACUACAAGCGAAAACAGCGGAAUAAGGUGCUGGGUUACAGCAGUACUUCACACGGGAGCGGGUCAGCGUCGCGCGUCCACGGGCCCGAUCACAGCGAGGCACAUUCGCCUGAUGUGGAGGACUUUUUCGGCGGCGACUCUUCGAGCUCUUACCAAGACGAGCUGAUCGACUACUCCAAUGCGGGACACGCCGCGCACGCGUCUGUCACCAUGGGUAGCGUUUCCCCGCAAGAAAACGCUGUCGUGUAUGAUCAAGGUCCUGCACCAACAUCUACCAUUCACAGACGACUCUCAGCAUCAUCAGCUGAAAGCUGCCCACAGACCGACAGCGUGUCAGACAGUGAGAGGUCGCAGCCCUCGGUUGCAAUCGCAAAGAGUGAACUUGGCCCGGACCGACAGCUACAGAUAACAGAGGUGCGGACUAUAAUGGACGUGGAUGGCGACAGUUGCGUGGCAUCGUCUGGAGCAAAGGACGAGAAGGGAUUCCAGUUCAGUGAAGGGCCAUCCAUGGAAGAACUGAGAGCUGUUCAAGCCGACUUUGCCAAGCAAAGAGAUUGGGACCAGUUCCAUCAGCCUAGAAACCUACUGCUUGCCAUGAUUGGAGAAGUUGGCGAAGUCUCAGAGCUUUUUCAGUGGCGAGGAGAGUGCAAGGAAGGAUUAGAAGAUUGGUCUGAGAAGGACAAGAAGCACCUUGGGCAGGAGUUGAGCGACGUCCUGAUGUACCUGAUCCGACUGGCCGAGAAAUGCCACGUGGACCUGCCCCGCGCCGCCAUGGAGAAAGUGGGUCUCAACGCCAAGAAAUACCCAGCGCAGAAGGUGUACGGCUCCAGUAAGAAAUACACCGAGUACGACUGACACUCGGGUGGAGUCUGGUUCCCAAAGGGCAUUUGUGGACAUUGUGGUGAUGUCGGUCACGACAGGCACUGGCAUCUGACUGUUGAGGGGACGCGAGCGUCUGUUUUCAAGACAACACCUGAACACUGUAUUCCGGAGUGUUGCAGUAUUGAGACUAUCACCUGUCCGUUUGUCACCCUUUUCUAUGACUGAUGCUCAGAAGAGUCAACUUCCCAAGGGAACACCGAUUGUGGGCAAUUGACAGUUUUGAGACUUUUUGAUAUUUUUUGUUUUUGAUCAGUGGCGUGCUGUGGCCUCGUGGUUAAAGCUGGGGGUUGUGGGUUCGAGUCCAGCCGGGGUCAUGGUGCAUGUGCCCUUGGGCAAGGCACUUUGUCACUCAUUGCUUCUCUCCACCCAGGAGUAAAUGGGUACCUGUGAGGGCAGAGAUGGUUAUUGUGAUUGAAUAAGCUUGCUUGCGCCUAACAGGCAGCAUUGAGCUGUAUACUCCCCAGGGAGCUGAGAUGGUAUUUGGAAUGUUUAAUUGGCCCAAUGAUCAGGGGUAAUAAUAAUACUGUAAUACUGCUGUACUUGCCAAUGUGUGUACGCAUCCUUGUUUCCCCAGUUGUGGUUACCACACACAGGUUGUACGAUAUUCAUUAUGGGACCAAAAAUGUGGGGACACGCCAAAGUACCCGCAAGUUGCUUCCAAUUUUUUUGUCUAAUAGAAAUCUUUGCCUGUAGCACUGUGCCUGCCAGGGGUCCAAGACAUAACAGCUUUGACUAAAAGCUUAGUUAAAAGUGACAAUUUUGUAAUAAAAAAGGAAUUCAAUUCGUGGCUGAUGUUGAAACCUCACCGUCAGUAUUGCUGGAUCUUUUCACACCUUUGGAAACCUCAAAGUAGGAAUCAACUCGGUCAAACAGUAUGACCAGCUCACAGUGUUUGGUGUGUGGGAAGAGGUCAACGGCCACUGCCUUGGUUGGCCGGAAUGGGAUGCCCUUGCUGCGAUUUGAAAUCGGUCGGCAGAGACUGGGGGAGGACAGAAAAUAAAUGAGCAACUACCCUGAGGAGAAUGUCUUGUAAUAACCACAGGCUGCUCAAAUUGUUGGUUGCACAAUGAAGUGACAUAUACGCUAGUUUUGCUGCAUCACAAAGUGACAAAAUUUCUUUAUAUGGACUUUGUGCACACAAUACGUGACCUCAUGGUGCGGCAACUACCCAAGAUACAUGAUUUGGUGCAACUGACGAAAUGUACUAUGAUAGAAGCAUUAUUCAUUCCCUGUUCAGGGGCGUAGCAAGGUCAUUUUUACUUGGGGGGGGGGGGAUUUCUUGAAAAGAGCACUUGCACAUCCGUGCUGAAAUGUAGACACGUUUUUUUUCUUCUUCAGACACUUGGCCUCCGUAAAAUCAAAUAUGGGGGUGGGGGUUUGGCCUGGUACCAUCUGUCGAUGGGGGCGCUGUCCAAAACCAACAAGUUUGCGCACUAAUGGACAAUAGAUGGCACUUUUCAGGGCAAUGCAUGCACAAAAUAAAAAAAAGGCACUCGUAAAGGCCACUGGCACAAAAAGGCUAAGAUUUUUUUUCAAAAGGGCACUUGUUCAGAACAAAGGGCACUUGUUAACAAAAGAAAGGGCACUCUUUACAAAUAUUGGGGGAGUGAAGUGCUGGUGAAAAAAAGGGGAUUUUAAUGAAAAGGGAAGUCUCUCAAAAUAUUUAUAUAUUGAUACACUCCCCCCCCCCUACACCUAGGCUGUUACAUGCGCAACUUGACUUGCGAUCUGACUUGUGUCAGACUUGAUCACGAAUACGAAUGGGGUUCUAAAAUUAUCCAACAAAUAUGAUUGUAGCAUGUGUUAAUGUAUUUUGGAAUACUUCCUGCAAAAUGUCUUUAUUUUUUUUUGAAACAAAAUUAAUACCUACUUCUUUUCCGCGCCUACGACAUUUUAUUGUGAAAUUGGGAUUCCAAUUUUGUUUUAAUGGAAAGUUUGUUAAAACUAUUUUAUUAUAACUAGAGGACAUUGUGAAAAGUCUUUUCUAUAUUAAUUUUGCCUGUUAACAUUUUUGAAAUUGUGACUUGGCUGUGUUUGGGUUAGAGAUGAAAAACCUAAACAGGAAUUGCAUCAUUUCAGACAUUUGAUUAUGGAAAAGGAACUCAACUUCUACAGAGAUUUACUUUCAGCUCAGGAAUUUUAUAAUUCAUUAACAUUUAGUGGAUUUUUUUUAUGUAUGCAUUUGAAAACAGCAGGGUUUUGGAUAAAAGGUUGGUAUUUUGGGGAUUCAGGUUUGAAGUAUGUUAAGAGUUUGGUGAUGGAGAAUGAAUGUUUUAAAAUAAACUUUUCAGAGUAUUUUUUGGUUAAUAACCAUUACCAUUUGGCUCAAAAUCCACACAUUUUUAUUGAAAAUUGUUUAACGCAGGUGAAUAAAAAUGAAAUAGCGUAAAAAGCAACACACUACCUCUAUGUAUCCAUAUUGCAUUUUUGCGCAACAUAAACAAUGUACAAGUAUCAUUUUGUGUGAAAACUUUUGAUAAAGUUAGUGCUUUUGAUAAAGUUUGUCCCAAUAAUUUCAAAUAGAAACAUCAGGACAUUUUUAGGUUACUCUGAAUGAACAGUUAUGAAAAGACAAUGAAACUCAUGGAUUUGUCCAAAUUCCAGAUACAUGUAUGGUGACGCCGUGUCUACUAAACACAGCUGCAACAGUAUAGUUUUACGUGGAUCCAUUGUUCGUUUGGGGUAAUAUUUUUAUCGAAAAACAGUAAACGGGUGUUUAAUGCUCCUAUUUGGAGUUUUCUCAUAUUUGUUGUAAGAAAUGUUAUGAGAAUGGUAUAAUACGGACAAGUGAUUUUCAGGCAAAGAUGUGUUUGUAUAUAAUGCUCUACAGAGUACUGCUCAUGUACACAGCUUUUUAAAGUAAGCAGCAAUAAAUCAUGAAUUCAAUUUUUGUCACUCAA